Tachyglossus aculeatus (Australian echidna) is the source of this 853-nucleotide messenger RNA. RefSeq names its product small integral membrane protein 11A (gene SMIM11). Lineage: Eukaryota; Metazoa; Chordata; Mammalia; Monotremata; Tachyglossidae. Bases 481 to 660 code for a protein of 59 amino acids. The record is from RefSeq and is a predicted model, not a curated record. The transcript has 4 exons.
GGAAGUAUAAGUUGGCAACAUAUACAGUCCCUACCCAACAGUGGGCUCACAGUCUAAAAGACUGUGAACAGUGGGCUGAAGGAGCUGAGCUGAGGGAAUGGCCGCGGUUAAAGUGUUAGGGGACCGGAGGAGCCGAGCUGAGGGAAUGGCUGAGGUUUAAGUGUUGGGGGGCCUGAGGAACUGAGCCGAGGGAAUGGCCGCAGUAAAAGAGUCAGGGGGAUGAAGGAGCCGAGCUGAGGGAACGGACAUAGUGAGGGUCAGGGGGCCUGGGGAGCCAAGCUGAGGGAAUGGACGCAGGAAAAGUGUCAGAGGGCUGAAGGAGCCGAGGUGAGGGAAUGGCUGAGGUAAAAGUGUUGGGGGCCUGAGGAACUGAGCUGAGGACUGGACACGGUGAGCCUGCCCCUAGGCCUGUACCCAGGCCAGUCGGCCACGCCGUGCCGAGGGCUCUCUCUCCCCUGGUGAAGCAGGAACCUGGGCAGCAUGAGCGAAAUCAACUGGAAGGCUUUGGACAACUUCCCCCUGCUGCUCUACAUCCUGGCAGCCAAAACGCUAAUCCUCUGCUUGGCGUUUGCGGGAGCCAAAAUAUACCAGAGCCGGAGGGUUGAAGCCCAGAGGCUUCAGGAGGCGAGCAAGAAAGCGGCCGAAAAGAAGGAUGAGUGAGGAGACCUUUGAGGUGUGUCAUCUGUGGCAACUUGGGGUCUUCCAGUCCCGGGAGAGGAGAGAGAGGACGAUGGAGCCUGGGCCUCCCCCUUCCCCAACAUUGUACGCUGACCUGAAGCGACGGGCGGACUUUUCGACGCUUGGAAUUCAAUAGUGUGUAUUUUGUCUAUGCAAUAAAAUAUGUUUGUAAGAA